This is a messenger RNA of Mercurialis annua (annual mercury), 1208 nucleotides long. RefSeq names its product mitochondrial carnitine/acylcarnitine carrier-like protein. The record is from RefSeq and is a predicted model, not a curated record. The coding region runs from base 142 to 1053 and encodes 303 amino acids. The transcript has 3 exons. Gene Ontology annotation, biological process: mitochondrial L-ornithine transmembrane transport. Gene Ontology annotation, molecular function: L-ornithine transmembrane transporter activity. NCBI's taxonomy places the organism in Eukaryota, Viridiplantae, Streptophyta, Magnoliopsida, Malpighiales, Euphorbiaceae.
AAAAAAAAAGCUUAAAAAAUUGAAAAUUGGGGAACCUAUUGAAGUUGUAAGAUUGAAACUAAACCGUAAAUUAUCUUCUUCUCUGUCAACUCUCAUCCCACCCUCUGACUCUACCCUCAUCUUUGUUCAAAGUUACGUUAGAUGGGGGAUGUAGCGAAGGACUUAACAGCGGGGACUGUCGGGGGAGCAGCGCAGUUGAUUUGUGGACACCCCUUCGACACCAUCAAGGUGAAGCUGCAGAGUCAGCCUGUUCCGCUACCCGGGCAGCCCCCCAAGUUUGCAGGUGCAAUGGACGCUGUGAGGCAGACAUUGCGUGCAGAGGGGCCGGGGGGGUUAUACAAAGGUAUGGGAGCUCCUCUUGCCACUGUGGCCGCCUUUAAUGCUGUUCUUUUCACGGUCAGGGGACAAAUGGAGGUUCUGCUGAGGUCUCAACCUGGUGUCCCGCUUACUAUUAAUCAGCAGAUUGUUUGUGGAGCUGGUGCUGGACUUGCUGUUUCUUUUCUUGCUUGCCCUACUGAGUUGAUCAAAUGCAGGUUGCAAGCGCAAAGUGCAUUAGCAGGUCCUGGAUCAGCAGCAGGUUCUGGCACAGCAGCUGUUGCACCGAAAUAUGCAGGGCCAAUGGAUGUCGCAAGGCAAGUUCUGAAAUCAGAAGGUGGAGCGAGGGGUCUUUUCAAGGGGUUGGUGCCUACCUUAGGACGAGAAGUUCCUGGAAAUGCUAUUAUGUUCGGGGUCUACGAAUUGUUGAAACAAUCCCUUGCUGGGGGCCAGGAUACUUCCCAAUUGGGGAGGGGCUCUUUGAUGUUGGCCGGAGGGUUGGCUGGAGCAUCCUUUUGGGGACUGGUAUAUCCUACUGAUGUCGUCAAGAGUGUACUUCAGGUUGAUGAUUACAAAAACCCCAGGUUUAGUGGCUCUAUCAAUGCUUUUAAAACGAUCUUAGCUACCGAAGGUGUCAAAGGCUUGUACAAGGGUUUUGGACCUGCCAUGGGUCGAAGUGUUCCUGCAAACGCAGCAUGCUUCUUGGCCUAUGAGAUUACAAGGUCUAGUCUGGCCUGAAUCGUUUAGUUACCAACCAACGAUGCGGAUAAUUCUUCGCCAUUGUUAUCAUAUUGCUCAUAUGAAAGUCAUCAUACUAAUGUAAUCUCGUCAUUCUUUCCGAGUAAAUGCUACAAAUAACUGUUUAAUAACACUGCCCCAACAGUUCGCUCGUC